AUGAAUAUCUGUAUAAGGGUGUCAAUCGAAUAUAAAAUGCCUUUGUCCGAAGUGAGAAGAUGUGUAACCAUCAAAUUUACAUUAUUAUUGAUGUUAGCCGCAGUAGGUUUAGCUCAAUCACCAGAUAGUAACUCAAUAAAUGGCCCAAAUAAAGCUAAUGGAGGUGCUGUCUCAAAAUUCCGUAAAUAUUUUUCUCAGUGCCAAACACAUACAGUUGAAUUUGACGAAUGUAUAAAGAAUGCAAUCAAUAAUGUCAGACCAUAUUUUACAACAGGUGUACCAGAAUUAGGAAUUCCUCCAUUUGAUCCUUUUUUUGCCAGUGUUGUCAAACAAAGCAAAGGAGCCGGUGUAUUUGGUUACAAGUUAACUUUAUAUAACGUUACUGAAACCGGAUGGAGACUUUCGGAAAUAAAAAAAAUCAAAACGAACUUCAAUACGAACACAAUCAAACUUACACAUUAUUUCCCUGAGAAGUAUUUAGAAGGUUACUACGAGGCAGAGAAUACGAUACUGCGACCUGGAGUUACGACGAUUGGCCAAUUCAAUAUGACUUUAUACGAUUAUAUCCAAACAAUGACAAUAAGCAAACCUAAAAAUACAAAUCGAAUUAAAGUAUCUGUGCAGCUCGAAGAAAUUGGAAAUAUGUCACUGCAUAUUAGCAAUCUUUUGCGUGGAAGAGUUAUCGUUGAAAACGUUUUGGACAGAGUAAUAAACGCCUCAUGGAGAGUUGGAUUGCCAGUUGUGAAACCACUUAUUAACGACCUUGUUGCUUCAGCUUUUACCAAAAUUUGGAAUGAUAUUUUUAAUGAUUUUGAUUUUAGUUACUUACUGCCAUAA
This is a messenger RNA of Macrosiphum euphorbiae (potato aphid), 837 nucleotides long. The record is from the annotation of a GenBank genome assembly. Lineage: Eukaryota; Metazoa; Arthropoda; Insecta; Hemiptera; Aphididae.